AUGUGCCAAGCGGAACCAACACUGAUCUCUCCCCACCCUGAUAACUGCGCCUGGUACGUCAACUGCUCCCUGACCCCUGAUGCUGCUAUGAUGACGUUUUUCAGUGGCUAUGCCCUGGAAUGCCCGUAUCCUCAGCUCUUCUCUGACGUGACGCUGCAGUGCGAAGACUUCAAAGACGUUCAGUGCAACGGCCGUUUCGAGCCGAAAUCACCAUGUAAGUUUACAUGGACUUGAUAAGUUUACAGGAACUUGAUAAGUGUACAGGAACUUGAUAAGUUUACAGGAACUUGAUAAGUUUACAGGAACUUGAUAAGUUUACAUGAACAUGAUAAGUUUACAGGAACUUGAUAAGUUUACAGGAACUUGAUAAGUUUACAGGAACUUGAUAAGUUUACAGGGACAUGAUAAGUUUAUAGGAACAUGAUAAGUUUACACGGACUUUAUAAGUUUACAGGGACUUGAUAAGUUUACAGGGACAUGAUAAGUUUACAGGAACAUGAUAAGUUUAAAGGAACAUGAUAAGUUUACAGGAACUUGAUAAGUUUACAGGGACUUGAUAAGUUUACAGGAACAUGAUAAGUUUACAGGAACUUGAUAAGUUUACAGGAACUUGAUAAGUUUACAGGAACUUGAUAAGUUUUUAGGAACAUGAUAAGAUUAAGGGAGCUUUAAGAUACGAUAAGAUAAGAUUCUUUUAUUGAUCCAAAUAAAUGGAAAUGUUUUUUGAUUGCACUAUACAUUUUCAGCACAAAAAUAAAACAACUUGAACACAAGACAUUUAUAAUAAAUUAUUUCAAACAGCCAUUCAGUGAGUUCUCUUAGCAAAAUAGGGAACUUAUUAGUUCUCAUUCAUAUGUGUGACUUCAGAGGAAGCACGCCGGUAAAUUAUAAGUUUAUGGGAACACAAGUUUACAGGUUGAGCCUGAUGAACUUGAUACAUUUACAUGAACUUGAUAAGUUUACAGGAAUUCGAUAAGUUUACAGGAAGUUGAUAAGUUUGCAGGAAGUUGAUAAUUUGCAGGAAGUUGAUAAGUUUUGCAGUUGACAUGUAAAUAUUUCUGGAAUUGGUGGAGCAAUAUACAUUUAUUUUUUUGUAUUUAAUUAAUGUUAAUUUUUAAGUUCAUGAUUAUGUUUGUUAAAUUGUAUUUACCGCGUGGUGAGCCCAGCCCUAGGCUUGGCUACCGCGCUAUAUAAAACCACUAAUAAUAAUAAUAAUAAGUUUGAUGGAAGUUGCUAAGCUUGCAGGAAGUUGUUAAGUUUACAGGAACUUAAUAAGUUUGCAGCAACUUGAUCAGUUUGCAGGAACUUGAUCAGUUUGAAGGAACGUGUUAAGUUUACAAGAACUUGAUAAGUUGGUUGGAGUUGGAGUUCAAAAGAGUUAAACCUAUGUAAACUUAACUAAAUCAUUAAGAUAUGUAAUGUCCAAUAAUAAGUUAUGCUCACUAAUUUGUCUAUAUAAACAAUUUGAUAUAUAUUACGGAUGGACGCGUGUGAGAGAAUAUACAAGGUAAAGACAACGACAUUGAGCACAGUGGUCCUAGCUAAGAGGCCAACACUUAAAAUGCCCGUUCCCUUGGUCGCCGAACACAAUGAAUGAGAUAUAGAAACCGUUGAAGACGAAUCUUAUUAUGCCAUUCAAAAGUGUAGGAUUUCAAAAUGGUAAUCGCAAUGGUGAGCUGGUUGAUAGAUUUAUUGAUGUACUGGAUCUUUAACAGGUGAUUACAGGGCGAACAGGUGCCACGAGUCGUCUCACUGUGUGCCGUGUUGGGUGAGAUAUGCCAGCUGUCGGGGGCUGAACGAGGGUCUCAACCCCUGGGAGGGGAUGGAGUGGGAGCGCUUCUUUGUUGAAUGCCACAAGGAGAGGACAGUUUUUCAGGUACUUGAAUGACAUAACUAAACAAAACACGACGAACUUGAUAGGAUUGUCUAUGACUAUGAAUUUCAUUUUAAAAAAAUGGUUGUGUAUUGUAACGAACUCAGUACUUUACAAUUUACAAAGAAACUCAAUAAACAUUCUUUACUUUCGCUUCACUUUCCACAUUGCUUUCCCUUGAGCACUACAAAGUAUGUUUUGAUUGAUAUCAGAGGUAUGAUUAAAAUGGUACGUGAUUAGUAAAUUGAAAUUUUACUUUGCUACGGUCAUAUUAGAAAUAUGCCUUCAAACAUGAUCUUAAUUGGGCCUUAAAUGCAGGUUCAUUUUUCUCCCCAUAUACAAAAUAUCUUAUCCAUUGUCGCUCCACUGGGUGAGAGCGCCGUAAACCAAGCGUAGGUCUAUCUUAUGCAGCCUUUUAUUUCUGCUUUCCAAUCUCAGGGCCUCUGCGACUCAAGUGCCGUGUUUUCUCCCAUCACGAGAGCCUGCGAGACUCCGAUGAGCAUUCCCAGCAAACAUGGCGGCUGGAAGCCCGGUUGUCACGGACGCCUCGAUGGAUUCUAUCCCGACGAGCUGGGCCGAUGCGACCUGUAUUACAUGUGCCAAGGCCAACUGUUCAGGGGCUUCCACAGUUGCCAGCACGGACUCAAGUUUAACCCCUUCACAUCCAGCUGUGAGCCCGCUCGGCAAGUGCCCUUUCCAUGCGGUGACAAGGACGACGACAUGGGGCUCUGUAGAGGGAAAUCUGACGGGUUUUACUUAGAUGUUUUCGGGCGGUGCACGCAUUAUUUUGGAUGCCAGAAUAAAACGAUGACCGGAUUUCACGUUUGCUCUAAGGGCGUCUUCAACCUGGAGAAGCGUCGGUGUGACACGGGUGAAGGCGUUCGGUCAGAGAUGGCCGUGCCUUGCGGAGACCUCGAGAACACGUGUUUCCAGAGAGCCGACGGCGUCUACAAGGACAUAAUAACAGACGGAUACAAUUGUAGAAGACGGGUGGUUUGCGAGAGAGGGCUGAUCAUUGCCAGUCAC
Messenger RNA from Lymnaea stagnalis (great pond snail), 2899 nucleotides. NCBI's taxonomy places the organism in Eukaryota, Metazoa, Mollusca, Gastropoda, Lymnaeidae. The record is from the annotation of a GenBank genome assembly.